Molecule: messenger RNA, 1083 nt
Organism: Drosophila elegans
Lineage: Eukaryota; Metazoa; Arthropoda; Insecta; Diptera; Drosophilidae
Product: estradiol 17-beta-dehydrogenase 11
Exons: 5
Coding region: 44-1012 (322 amino acids)
Cellular component (GO): lipid droplet
Molecular function (GO): oxidoreductase activity, acting on the CH-OH group of donors, NAD or NADP as acceptor
Source: RefSeq, a predicted model, not a curated record
UCGCCACUCUCGCGGCUCGGUCGUUACUCCAAUCGGCGGAAAAAUGUCGCAAGUCCGUGCCGCUCUAAUAAAACUGCAGGCCCUGUUUGGACUGAUCGGCCUCGUGGCUCUUACUCCACUGCUCGUCUCGGCCGCGAUUCUCAGCCGGCUGAUCGCCAAACUCUGCUGCUGCUCACCGCCGAAGAGCAUCGAGGGAGAAGUGGCCGUGGUUACUGGAGCUGGUCAUGGUCUAGGUCGAGCCAUUUCGCUGGAGCUGGCCAAGAAGGGCUGCCACAUUGCCGUUGUAGAUAUCAAUUUGUCCGGGGCCGAGAACACCGUCAAGCAAAUCCAGGAAACCUAUAAUGUUCGCGCCAAAGCCUACAAGGCAAAUGUUACUAGUCAUAAAGAAAUUGUUGAGCUCAAUUCAAAAGUGGUCGGUGAUCUGGGACCGGUUACUGUUCUAAUAAACAAUGCCGGCGUAAUGUUGCAUCGCAAUUCAUUGGACCCCGAACCGGCUGAUGUGCAGCUAAUGAUCGACGUUAAUCUUACGUCGCACUUCUGGACUAAAUUUGUGUUCCUGCCGCCAAUGAAGGCGUUUCGCCGGGGUUUUAUAGUCACCAUAAGUUCGCUAGCAGGUAUUUUCCCCCUACCCUACAGUGCGGCUUACACAGCCAGCAAGGCUGGAACCUUGGCUCACAUGAGGGCCCUGCAAAUGGAGCUGCAGCUGGAGAAGCAGAAGGACAUCCAUGUGACCACCGUGCUGCCCACCUUUCUGCGCACCAACGAUGAGAUUACGGAGCUAACGAAUACCAUCGGAAUCAAUAACCUAUAUCCCCUGAUCACUGGCGAGGAGGUGGCCCAACGAGUUGUGUACGGAAUGCUGCGGGGUGAGCACGAGAUCACGUUGCCGGGACUUGCAUCCGUUCUCUACCGGCUGCUGUACCUUCUGCCCUCGGACUGGCAGCUUCGAAUGAUUCUGCUGCUCAGCGACAAUCAGUUCAAGCGGUUCUGCGAGGUGCGAUUGCGAUCCUGAGAUCGAUUCGGUUAAAGGUGAAUAAAACCAUAUACACGUGUGUGUAUAUUCCGGGCUGGGAUAAAAACAAA